GGUAGAAUUAAUAUUACGUAGGCUAAAUAAUAAUGUCAUUACAAAUAGAUAACAAUACUAUUUUUAAAAUUGGAGAAUCACUUCGUGAUGUAAAUAAACCUUUGAAAGAUCGAUUUCGGAACCUAUUUACGCUUAAAAAUAUUAACAAUGAACAAGCAAUUAGUGAAAUUGCAAAAUCUUUUAAGGAUUCCUCAGCUUUAUUUAAGCACGAAUUAGCUUAUUGUUUGGGACAAAUGAAGAAUGCGCUUGCUAUUCCUAUUCUUACCGAAGUGUUGAGCGAUGAAUCGCAGGAAGCUAUUGUACGCCACGAAGCAGCAGAAGCGAUUGGCGCUAUUGGUUUAUUUACGUCGUUGCCCUUACUCGAAACUUAUAGAGAUCAUAAAAUUGUUGAAAUCGCUGAAACUUGUGAUAUUGCAAUUGAUAGAAUUAAGUGGCUUCAAACUCAGCAGAGCGAGCCUUCAAAUUCAUAUCACUCAGUCGAUCCUGCUCCACCGAUGGAAAUCAAAUCAACAUCUGAGUUGGCAGACAUUUUAUUAAAUGAAAAAAAGAAAUUAUUUGAGAGGUAUAGUGCAAUGUUUUCAUUAAGGGAUAAAGGCGGUGAUUCAGAAGUAUUAGCACUAUGUAAAGGACUCAAGUGUAAAAGUGCUUUGUUUCGACAUGAAAUCGCUUUUGUUCUUGGUCAAAUGGCUCACCCAUUAUCUAUAGAUUCUCUAAAAGAAACUCUCGAAAAUAAGCAAGAACAUGGAAUGGUACGCCAUGAGUGCGCCGAAGCUCUAGGUGCUAUUGCGACUUCAGAAUGUUUUGAAAUUUUAAACAAAUAUUUGCAAGAUGACGAAAGAGUUGUCCGAGAAAGUUGUGAUAUUGCUCUGGACAUGUAUGACUAUGAAAACUCUGACCAGUUUCAAUAUGCUGAUGGACUCUCCAAACAUGUUUAACUUUUUUGUUGUUGUUUAGAGAAUAUUGUGUUGUAUUA
Messenger RNA from Hydra vulgaris (swiftwater hydra), 973 nucleotides. Its product is annotated as deoxyhypusine hydroxylase. Gene Ontology annotation, biological process: peptidyl-hypusine biosynthetic process. The record is from RefSeq and is a predicted model, not a curated record. Gene Ontology annotation, molecular function: deoxyhypusine monooxygenase activity. Lineage: Eukaryota; Metazoa; Cnidaria; Hydrozoa; Anthoathecata; Hydridae.